AUGGCAGCCCUACCCUACAUAUCCGUCCAGCCAAACUAUGCAGACGUCUUCUCGGACGUCUCCUCGUCCACCAUCGCAGGCGAAAAAGUGUGGCUCUCGUACUACUCCUCCAACGCUCCGUCCUCCAGCGUGCACGUGAAGCUGCCUCUCCUUCAGACCAAGGACGACGGCACCUCCUCCACCCAAGGCUCCGUCAGCAUCGGCGAGCUUGAAUCCUCCGGCGGUCCCCCCAACGGUCUCUCCAUCUCCCGCGUCCCAGGUAGCUGGCUCGACCUCUCCCUCACCCAAACGUCCCCCGCAAACUCCGAAGAUGGGCGAUCAGCACGCUCCCUCCAACCGAACAUCACCCUCGAUCCCAACAUCACCAUCCGUUUCCCCAAGAAAACGCUCACGCAUCUCCUCCCAACGCAACGCACGUCCAAGGUGAACGACAACUAUACCAACCAUCCGACGAUCGAGGCGUUCGACCUCUCUCUUGGCACCGCAGUGGACGAAACGGAUCUGUUUGUCGCCGGUGGAUCCGAGGGCGCACUGUACACGUCCUACCUGUCCACAUUCGAUACGGACGCUGCGCGCGCGGAGGCACUCUCCUUGCUCACUCCAGAGGAACGAGACACCCUGGCGGGGGAAAGCGAUACGAAAUGGGAGCUGGAAGCACGCGUUCGUACGCACGUCAACGCCGCUCGUGCUCGGGUGACGAAGAAGACCGCCCUCAAGGGUCAUGUGGGCGAUGUGCGCUGCGUGAAAUUCUUUCCGUCCAACCGUGUCGUCUUGUCUACGUCGUCCGAUUUGACGGUGCGGGUGUGGGAUGCGUUCACGGGUGACAACCCGCGUACGUUCAGGGGGCACAAACGGGCCGUAUUGGCUGCGGGCAUUGUCGGGCGCGGGAGAACGGUCCUGACUGGUGGAGCGGAUGGGAGUGUGCGGUUGUGGGACGUGGGAGCGGACAAGCAGGCUCGGUUGAUGGGUAGCGAGCGAUUCUCGGCUGCCAACUGCCUCGCCCUCAAGCAGCAGGCGGAGGGGGUGGAGGGGGAGCAGGAGCACUUUGUGGUGGGUCUGGCCAGUGGGGGAUGGCAAAUGUUUGAUCUGCGUACAGCAACGGCGAGCGUCGGUGGGGGGAAGUACGUGUUUCCGCCAGGGGAGGAGCCGGGUGCGUCCGAGGUGUGGACCCAGACGCCCACCGCGGGUGUCACUGCCAUCGACGUGGCCGGUAACACCGUUGUCACUGGCACAACCAACGGCAUCGUUAGCGUGUGGGAUCUGCGCCACACUCCCUCCUCUUUCUCGGACAAGACCGCUCCGCCAACCGGCCUGGUGACGGCGUGGAGGCGCAACAACGCCGAGGUCAACCAUCUUCGCCUCACCUCCACGCCAAACGGGCUGGACGUGCUAGUGGCCACGCAGGACGGACUUCCCUACCGCGCUAGCCUCGCACCGAACGAGGGAUUAUACGAGGGAGGCUGGACGGGUACCGCGCCAAAGGUGGUCAGCGAAUACGCCGGAUGGGAUUGCGACCAGACCAGCUGGAUCGGGCUCGAUCGCAAUGGUCGCACUGUCAUUGCGGGUGCAGAGGGUGCCGUGCGACGCUACUGA
Molecule: messenger RNA, 1593 nt
Organism: Kalmanozyma brasiliensis GHG001
Lineage: Eukaryota; Fungi; Basidiomycota; Ustilaginomycetes; Ustilaginales
Product: WD40 repeat
Exons: 1
Coding region: 1-1593 (530 amino acids)
Molecular function (GO): ubiquitin binding
Source: RefSeq, a predicted model, not a curated record